AUGAAACCACUUUCAGACGCUGCCAAUGUUUCAUCGGAAACCCACCAUUAUCCAUCUCUAGAUGUUUAUACGGCAAUGAAUGACGGCCCUUUCCAUCAUCUGCACGAUUCGCAUGCUGCUUAUCGGUCUCUAGUUUCACGGCUGGAGCCUAAAUGUGGCUCGCUCAAUGCUUACGCUGGUCGAGUGGCAUUUUACCAUCUCCUUAGCCUGUCCUCUACGCGACAUUUGGCCUUUGGACUCGCAGCACUGUUUUCUUGUGACCGCGGAAUGGUAGCAAUUGGGAACCAUCAGCUGCUUGACAAGUACAGUUCAUCCUCUACUACUGUAGGUCUUACUCAUACAGAAAUAAAGGAUGAUUCACCUCACCACGUCAUCUUGUUACUUGAAAGGAGCGAGUUGGGUCAAGCGACGCUAUUGGAUUCUUCAGCAGCAACUUUGGCACAACUUAUUGUUUCCACUUUGCUAACACAUCUAUCUGGCAACGCGGAUCCUAUACACCUAGUUACACAAAACCUUCUUCUUUCCGGACUGACUGAUGCCCAAUACGCGGAACUGGAUCGAUGUAUUUGGGCCGAUCAGCCAGAGAUUCUUUUAACUCCUUUAACCGGCCUCUCUCCGGAGCAGGAAGCUCAAUUCAUGGCCUUUUAUGAAGCUGAAGAGCUUGCCGCUUCGCGCAAGGAACAAGUGAACAAUUUUCGCACGCUCAUGCUUAAAGACAUGCGUUCCGAUUUCGGCAAAACUCCAAAUUUUUGCAAUUUCUAUUUUAAUUUGGCCGACAAAGUUGCCCACGAGUUCGAUGCUGUCAUUAUAACCGUUCAUAUUUUUCGUGACACUGUUUACUCAUCCAAGUUUCAUCUGAAUGGCUAUAACCAUGCGGAUCCCAAACCACGGGCACUAGUUCGAGUUCAAUCGAUUACAUGGUGUAUGGGACUACUUGCUGGCAUGACGAAGGAUGUAGUUCCAUUGCCUCGGAUUCAUGCGUGGUACAAUGAACACGUCCGUCCCGCUUUUGAGCAAUUAACUGGCAAUACUGGUAUUUCUGAAUCAGAAGGCGAGAGCCCGGUAGAUCUUUUGGCCCGACGAGAUGCCGUGGACCUGCUGCACAAUGACAACACGUUGAGAGAUCUUCUAUUUACCCCCGAAUCACUAGAAUAUGCGUACGAUCCCUUCGCAGCCUUGUAUCAUGCGGCCAAGAAUGGCGAUGUUGAGCAAGCGAUACAAGCGAACAGACAUACACGCAUGCGACUCGCCGAUAGCGAAGCUUGCUCUCUCAUGUUAGCGGCCAUCCAGGGCAAGCAUCUGAAGAUGAUUGACUGGCUCAUGAAUGAGGAGACAUACUUUCGUGACAUGCCGGAGGCGAUCGUGUCUGCCGCACUUGUUGGCGAUGAUGUAUUAUUGGAGGUGAUGAAAUAUUCCACAGACCCUGCCUUAGAAGUUGCAUUUUGUCAGGCUGGGGCUCGCAGGGACCAACCCGAACAAGCUGUAUCACGUCUGCUGGGGUACCUUGGGGCUCAUCGUCGCCAAAGCCUCUCAAUCUACUUCUACGCGAUGGAUACCGCUGCCGCCUACGAUGAUUGGCAACAUGUCGCAACUUUUCUUGAUAUUUUGGUGAAGCCGGAGAACAGCCGAGACUUGCGGGAUUUGGAUCAAAAAGUUAUAUCGUGCAUAAUCAAGAAGGCCAAAGAUCCGGACAUGCGCCGAAAACUGUGCAACCUACUAGAUUUCCACCAGAAUAGUGUGACCGUCUGCGAAGGAUCUGGGCGCCUUGGCCCAGCUGAAGUGUUUGAUGCCGAAGCAGUUGGCGCGCUCGAAGGCCUCGACGCUGCCGUCAAGAUAGCAGCUGGCGCGCUCGAAGGCCUCGGCGCUGCCGUCAAGAUCCCCGACGCAUCGGACAACCCGAUCGUGGUCUGCUUAGACAAUCUAGCUGCGGCUACGUGCCUCCGAGGUACAGCAUCGGAUUCGUCCCAAUCGGCCUUCCUCAAGUUCCAAGAGAUCGCCGCCGCACACGGCUCCAUCCACGUUCGCUGGAUACCGGGCCACACCGACAUCCCGGGCAACGAACAAGCCGACUCACUCGCGAAGGCAGGCUGUGCCCUCCCAGAACCUCCAGACGCCAAACCAACCCUCGCGUACAUCCGCAGAGUGGCCAAGAAACAAGCCAAGUAA
Messenger RNA from Metarhizium robertsii ARSEF 23, 2166 nucleotides. Its product is annotated as Ribonuclease H domain protein. The record is from RefSeq and is a predicted model, not a curated record. Gene Ontology annotation, molecular function: nucleic acid binding. The transcript is spliced from 2 exons. Lineage: Eukaryota; Fungi; Ascomycota; Sordariomycetes; Hypocreales; Clavicipitaceae. Bases 1 to 2166 code for a protein of 721 amino acids.